Messenger RNA from Alternaria arbusti, 1770 nucleotides. RefSeq lists its product as uncharacterized. The coding region runs from base 1 to 1770 and encodes 589 amino acids. NCBI's taxonomy places the organism in Eukaryota, Fungi, Ascomycota, Dothideomycetes, Pleosporales, Pleosporaceae. The transcript has 4 exons. The record is from RefSeq and is a predicted model, not a curated record.
AUGAAGAUGAAAGAGCGGCAAAGCGGCGUAAAUAACUGCGUGCGACGCAAGACAGACUGUGUUAGUCAGGAGUUUGCGGAUGAACCGAAUGAGAACAAGAGAGGAGAUGCUGGAUUAGAGACGCGUUUGGGUCGGGUGGAGACGUUGCUUGAGCGACUUAUUGGAUCGUCGACAGACAGGCGCCACGACAUUGCUGACGAGUAUCCGGGAGAUGCAGACCUGGAGAGACCGAGGAGCGUAAUAGAUCACACAAAAAACAUCAAGAUCACAUCAUCCGCCUCCACAGAAACCACAUCAACACUCGCAGAUCUCUCGCAACAACCAGAACCAGUACUUGGCGAUAUAUACACUGGCAUCUCUCGAGACCUCGUCGCAGCAUGGCCCACAACCCAAGAUCUCGACUACAUCUGCAAGCUACCCGUCAGCAUCUCCACGCACAUGCACAUGAAAUUAACGACAUCAUCUGCAAACCUGAUGAACCAGGUUCCAGAUAGCCCACGAAAGAUAUUGCAGCUACCACCACCAGGAUCACAUCCAGUACUGAUAGCGCGGAAACUCCUUCUACUCAGCAAUAUAGUGCAGGGCGCACUAUCCGAUGACUGUAUACCCAGAAGCCAGCGAGAGCAUCUCAGUAAAGUCAUGGCUCAUGCCAUGGAUACAGCAACACGGCUGGUGACCUCAAAUGACGAGCUAACCGCCUCUGUUGAAGGCGUCGAAUGCAUCAUGAUCGAAGCCAUUACCCAGAACUACGCUGGGAACCUACACCGCGCGUGGCUGACUGUGCGCCGCGCCGUUGCCGUAGCUCAGAUGUUGGGUCUGCAUCGUGGUAACGCUAAGCGAGCUUCUAUCAAGGUGGUGGAUCCCAAGACGCGCGAGAGCCUCGAUCCAGACCAGCUGUGCUGUCGUAUUGUGGAGAUGGAUCGCUACCUCUCGUUGACACUGGGGCUGCCGCAGUCUUCGCUGCAGACAGUCGGGCUGAGCGCUGAAGUUAUAGCAAAGUGCCAUCCGCUGGACCGCAUCGCGAGGCUGCAAUGCGUCAUUGGAGAUCGUAUCUUGGCGCGUAAAGUAGGAGAUCCGCGCGAUGUUACGGAGAAAAGGGUCCGGGAAAUUGACGACAUGUUCAGGGAGGUGACGGAGCUGAUGCCGUCGGACUGGUGGCUUAUUCGAGACUUUGGCAACAAGGACGGGGGCGAUUCGGAUCCGAUGCAUGAGGUUGUAAGGAAUAUGUAUCAGCUGUCGCACUUCUAUCUCGUUAUACGCCUGCAUCUACCCCGUCCGAGCGAUCGCGCUUUGAUGGAGCUAACAGUCAAGGUAUUGGGGGAGAUGAGCGACGAUGCUCUCGCCAUGAAGCUAUCGAGUAUCAUACAGUAUCUUCUCGACGCCGAAGCGGCAUCGGCAAAUGGGACUGGCUACAACACUUCGGCUAGUGAGACAGACGAUGGGCUGGCGACGGAAUUUGAUGGCCAGUUCAUGGACGCUGAGAAGGCGGUCUUGCAGCUUCACUUGCCGUAUUUUGGUACCAUCAGCCUACAGCGCAGGCUAGCCUCCGAUAUCCCGUUGGCUGAGGAGAUGCUGUCUACUCAGGUACCUGACCAGACACAGUCAUCACUCACGGAGUGGGACAAUCGGUGGUCGUUCCUUGAUUCGUCGAACGAUGCGGGGGCGCUUGAUGAUUGGACACUGCAGAGCAUCAAUGAAGGUCUUUUCGGGGGACUGCUUGGCGGGCUGGGAGACGUGGAUUUCGACCCUGAGCUGUCUGUAGAUAUAUAA